AUGUCGUCGCUCAUCGUUUCGCACGAUUCGCAUUUAAUGAUGUUGGAAAUCGCUGUGGAAAAUUUGUUUAUCCCUUGGACCUCCGAGUUCGACAAAGUCAUCUUGAAGAAGACGAUCGUUAUGUUUCGCAUGCUGGACGAGGAGUGGACAUCGCUGGCGCCGAAUCGGCGCGAUCAUCGCCCUUAUCGCGGCUCCUGUUCCGAAAACGAGAAUUUCUACGGCGGUAAAUCCAUCAUCUUUUGCGUACCUGCAAGAUUCUUCGAGAAAAAAGCGAUCGAUGUCGAUGUACAGCUCUACGUGCAGAGAGAAAUGUGCGAGUAUUUCGAGAUGGACUUGUGCCAGAACGUCGGUUUCGCCACCGUGUCGGUCGAUGAUCUUCUGAAUGGCAUCGCCAAGCAGAUGCGCGAGCGGAACGAAUUGUCGGAGCAUUUGUCGGACUUGUAUAAGCAGCAGAUUAUCUCGAGGUCCGCGACGGGAACUUAUAAUCUGCUUGACGAAAAUUUCCGGAAUACCGCGGCCACGAUCUCACUCUACAUCCGGAUCAGCUGCCUCGGCAAGUGCCUCGUAACCGAGAUUACACGCAUCGAAAGUGGCAUGUACGGCGCGUUCUGCGCUCGUAAGGAAUCGGAUAAGGAACAGUAUCUCGCUCGACAGUUGACACCAGACGAGCUUCAAAGCGGUCACAGGGACGUCAAAGAUUUACCUCGUAUCCCUCGCGGACGCUUAGUAUGCCGCUGCGAGGAGCUAAGAAAGAAAGAUCUCCCCGCGGAUUUAGCCGCGAGAAAAAAAAGAAGAAGAGAACCCACUGCGCGCUCAGCUGACGCUGAUAGAUUUGUCACGACACCUACUACAAAUGCAGCGCGAGAUGCAGUCGGGAUCGCAAAGACGAGGAACUCAAUUGCAAAGAAUCCUGCAGACGUUGCCAUAAUUAAAAGGGAAGAAGCACUCGCUGAUUACGGUGCCUUGGACGAUGCUGAUGUAGAUGCGCUUGAAGACGCGCAGGAAAAAAUCGUCGUGACAGAUGCUGCUGCCAUAGCUGCAGAUACUGCCAUAGCUGCAGAUACUGCUACCAUAGCUGCAGAUGCUGCAGACGCGAUUAGAAGAAAAGUGCCUACUGAUAAUCUUGGUGCUUUAGGUAAAAUAGAUAUGCCAAAGAACGUGCAAUUGCGAGAACGAAAGCGAAAAGAGACGCGAUAAAGGAUAACGGAAGAAAGACUUUCAAGAAAGCAAAAGAUACGGCAACAAUCGGUAUCGCGGAAAGAGGGAUGAGAAUCUUCCCUUCCGUUCCUGCGUCCGUGUCUCCGUGUCUGCAAACAUAUCCUUCGUGUUUUCAAUUGCAACCACUUUUAACUUGUUUUCCCUACUUCGACGUUUCGUUAUGUUGCCCGUGUUAUAGGACGAAGGACAUUGUCAAUUGUCCUCUUGAAUUCUUUCAUUGUGUGUAACGAGUUCGUUCUUCCAGCCUUUCGCGACAAUGAGUCGACAGCUAGUGUCGGUUGAAUAAUUAAACCAAGACGGAUAUUGAUUGAGUCUCCUUCGGGUUCUUAGGAUUUCCAUAAUUUGAUUCUUAUUCCAUCUUUUAUUCUACUUUUAUUCCAUCUUUUGUUAUUAUAUUUUCUUUCACAUUUCUAAUGUCAUGCGGUGUCUUUGAAUGAUGAUUUCUUCUGAUGCAUUAAUGAAAUCGGACAACCGUGAAUGUCCAAAUUAUCAAAUCAUAGAGUUGAAAUAAUGGCAGGCUGAUCGACUUUUUUUUUAAAUUUUUUAAAUCCCGUUUUUAUCAGUUUCAAUCGAACGUAAUGACGCAAUC
This is a messenger RNA of Camponotus floridanus (Florida carpenter ant), 1807 nucleotides long. RefSeq lists its product as uncharacterized. The coding region runs from base 1 to 1197 and encodes 398 amino acids. NCBI's taxonomy places the organism in Eukaryota, Metazoa, Arthropoda, Insecta, Hymenoptera, Formicidae. The transcript is spliced from 5 exons. The record is from RefSeq and is a predicted model, not a curated record.